CCCGCCGCCGGUCGCCCUCCGGUAGCCAACCGCCCUUCCGGCCUGAGGCCCGGGAAACGCACGUCACCCGGAGGCAGCCCUUUCUGUCGCAGUGUUGACGUGUCGCCUAGCAACCGGGAGGGUUACCUUUGGAAGCUUGGUGCAGCUCUAGCCACCGGCCUGCCCUCUUCCCGCCCCGCCCCUCCCUCAACCCCCUUCACCUAGGAGCUGCCAAACAUCUGGAUCCACCUGGGCACCAGGAGCGGUUGAAUUUCUACCAUUCACGCGCCUUUUUACAAUUUCUCCCGACCUCCCACAUCCGUAAAACUCACUGACUCUUUUACUACACGUUUUAUGAGACCAAGACAUUUUCUAGGAAGAUGGUGGCAGAAAAAGAGACCCUGAGCUUAAGCAAAUGCCCAGACAAGAUGCCGAAGAGGACCAAGCUGCUGGCACAACAGCCGCUCCCGGUGCACCAGCCGCACCCCCUGGUCUCUGAGGGCUUCACAGUCAAAGCCAUGAUGAAAAACUCAGUCGUGAGAGGCCCACCAACUGCAGGAGCAUUUAAAGAAAGACCAACCAAGCCUACAGCAUUUCGAAAAUUUUAUGAACGAGGAGACUUCCCAAUUGCCCUUGAACAUGAUUCGAAAGGAAACAAAAUAGCGUGGAAGGUAGAAAUUGAAAAGCUGGAUUACCAUCAUUAUCUGCCUCUGUUUUUUGACGGGCUCUGUGAAAUGACAUUUCCCUAUGAAUUUUUUGCUCGGCAAGGAAUCCACGACAUGCUGGAACACGGGGGGAACAAGAUUCUUCCUGUCAUUCCACAGCUCAUUAUCCCGAUAAAAAAUGCCUUGAACCUCCGAAACCGACAGGUCAUCUGCGUCACUCUCAAAGUCCUCCAGCAUCUGGUUGUGUCGGCUGAGAUGGUGGGUGAAGCUCUGGUGCCCUAUUACCGUCAAAUCCUCCCCAUCCUGAACAUCUUUAAGAAUAUGAAUGUAAACUCUGGAGAUGGCAUUGACUACAGCCAGCAGAAGAGAGAGAACAUCGGUGACCUGAUCCAAGAGACACUAGAGGCCUUCGAGCGCUACGGAGGAGAAGAUGCCUUCAUCAAUAUCAAGUACAUGGUCCCUACCUACGAGUCCUGCUUGCUGAACUAGUGGUGGGGACAGCCGGGAUUAGAGGAAGGCUUCUCUUAGCGUUCCGGUCAUCUUUCUCUGCUGCUGUUAGCAUCUCAUUAUCUGUGACUUCUACAGCUUACUUUUCUACAGCUGCUAAAAUAGUGGCUCAUGGGCCAUUGGACUGUUAGCCCUAUUGAGAGCAAGGCUUUCCAAUACAUAAAUAGUGCCUGUUUCUUAGAUUACAAUAGUGUACUGUGCUUAUUUGUUCUAGGAGAAGAAUUGCUUCUUUAUACAGCUCGGAAAGAGGCAGGAGUCCGAGUUAAACCUUCAGUUGUAUAGACAAUACAACUAUAAUUUUCAUACGCAAUUCAGCAAUUGUGUCUGCCUGCCCCGAGGGUGAUGUCAGAGGUUGUAAGGGAAGGGUUUGUGCUGACUGCGUAAUAGGUGUUUGUCAUGGACGAGAAACGCUCCCCAGCAGCUGUGCAGAGCAGUGGGCUUUGACAUUCAAUAUGACUAUUGAAUCUAUAUUCCAAUUACAGGAGGACAGUUUUGCAGCCCAUUAUGAACCUCAGCUAUAAACGUAAUAGAUGCUUCUAGCCCGCUAGUGAUCUGGGCUUGUAGGGGCUUUCCAGUUUAAAAACUCACCAGAGGUGGGGGCGGAGAAGGCGAGUGUGAUAUGCAACACAGCAAACAUGAUGUUUUUAAAAAACUAGUUUGCAUCCUUGUCCCUCUAUAUUAUGACAGACUGCAUCUCAGGACCCCGUGUUAUUGACAAAACGCUAUCCAACCGUUUGUUUAGGGCUUUUAAUCAUUUUUGAAAAUGACUCGUAUGCAUCUUAAUGAUUGCCCCUUGAAAUGAAUCAAAUCCUUUUCCUUGGCAAUUCUCCUUUCUUUUACCCCCUCCCAUCGGAUGGGAUGGAUGGAUGAGUUAUAACUCCUUUCUGUGGGUCUGAAGGCACUGUUUUGGAAUUUUAUUGAGACUGGAAAAAAACAAGGCAAAAGACAUGCACUUUUACAUUCAACUGAAAAAGACAAAAGGCGCCCAAAGAGAAGAGCAGGUCUAAGGAAGCAGCCUUGACCAGGGCCCUUCAGGCGUGCCAGGCAGUGAGCUUGGGGCAUUUGAAACUCAGCCCAGAACUCUCCAGAACAAUGGACCACUGACUCUGCACACCUGAGAACUACCCAGAAGUGCAUAGCCUGAAGUGGCUCACUCUGCAGCAAAGUGCAGCUUCUGCACAAAAGUGAAGAAAUGAAAUGUGUUCCCCCAGGCACCUGGCCUUGGCCUCGAGAUUGUCAUCACUAAUUAUUUAAGACACAAGUUUCCAAAGGCAAACACCGAAUCUGAAAACUGCUUCAUUAUUCAUCUUCCUUGAUGACAGGCUCAGCAUAUGAAAGCUAGUCACUGCCGCCUCGUUUCUGUAAGCAUUUUUUAGGAUAAACGGAGAUUCGGCAGAACCAGGUAACACAGAUUGGCUUUCAUGUUUAAUACUUUGAAAAGACAGAGCUAGCAGCAGACAUGGGCAGGUUAAGAUGGGUUUUUCUCCAAACUCUGAUGUUCAGUUGUAUCCCUCAGCGGCCGUCCAGGCAUCGGCCGUAUGUUCAAUGUGACCCCAAAGUCCAUGAAAGACGCUGGCUGCUGGUGCAUUGGAAUCUUCAUACCAGAAUUUCCUGCACGGCUCUGUCAGGACUCAGAAGCGAGCCUGGCCUCUCAGUCUCUGUCCUGCUUGUGAAAACUGGCUGGUGUAGAAGCAAAAAACCUGCCACUGAUACAAGAGUCCUAACUCUGGUGUAGAAUUAAAACUUCGGGGUGCCUUCCCCAGCUCUGUCAUCCAUUAGCUGUGCUGCCUUGGGCAAUGUAUGUAACCUCUCUGAGCCUCAGAUUUCCUCAGCUAUAAAGUGGAGAUUACACCUACCUGCAGGGAAUACUGCAAGGACCAGCAGUGACUUUUAUGACGUGCCUGGUACAGUUUCUUACAGCUGUUGGCCUUUUAUUUCAAAGAAGCCACAUUUGACCAAUGACUAAUUUCUACCCUAGCCAAGUAAUAUAUCUUUGGAAAAUCCUCGGACGAUGUGGUGCUGCCUACAAAGCAGGAGUGAGUUCUUGGUCACAAGAAACUAAUUGUGCGGAAAACCAAAAUGACUAUAUAGACAGCACGCUGUUCUCUGGAGAGUUUUUGGAAAUGUGUUGUUUAUUAGCAUGGAAAUAGGAAUGGCUGCUUUUGCUCACUGUCACCUCUAUCCCAACUUCAACCAAAGGAGAUGGCUUUCCUGCUCCUAGGGACACACGGGAACAGGGAACGUCACCUGGGGGCAGGCAGGUGGGCAGAGGCAGAGGGGCGGAGAGCACCAGCUCCCUGGGCCGUGUCCCCCACCAACGUGAUCGGCCAGGCAGCGAGAGGAUGCCGGCCUCACAGACGGUGGGAGCUGGUGGCCGAGCCCAGCCCAGAGCUCGAGAAACCCCCUGAGCCAGUGUCCUCCGUGGGGGAGUCGUCCCCAGGCUGAAAAACAAAGGGACCCUGGAAAGAGCCAGUCCGGAAAAGGAAGUUAAACACAGCUGAAGAACACACGUUCCUGGAUGACGAGACGGAGGAGGCCUGUAACGAGAACUUGAGAGAGUGUGCAAACACCUAAAUGACCGAAAGGCCAGAAGCAGAAAGCCCCCUUCUGGAAGGGUGAGUGAGUCUAUUUGCGAAGACAAACGCUGCCUUGAACCCCAGGCCUCCUGAGGAUGCAGAAGCCUGCGAGCUGGAAGAGGAAGUGAACGUGAAAUGUAUUUGGUAGGGGGCCUCUUGGAAGAAGCUGGUCCACAGGCCUGCCGCUGCCUGGCAGGGGGAAGUUGCAUGGAGAGGCUGGCAGGAUAGUCAGGCUGCCACCAAACAGCUCUCUCCCUGCUCAAUUUACUGUCUGGCCCACCGGAAGUAAGCGCGAGUUAAAGCAUGGCGAAAUGGGAGCAUUCCAUUGGAGGGUAGAGGGCAGGGUGGCUAAGACCCGCCCUCACAGCAGGCUCUGAGGGCACCACCCCAGGGCCAAGCUGCAGGGCCUGGAGUCCAGCAGCCUCUCACAAAUCCCUGGGAUAUAGCUGAGAGCUGCCGUACAGAUUAGCAAGUAAAUGCACAGCAGUAACAAACCCGGCUAGUAUCAUGAGAACACAGGGUCAAUCUCUGGCCUUGCCUCAGUGGGUUAAGGAUCCAGCAUUGCCAAAAGUUGUGGCAUAGGUUGCAGAUGCGGCUCGGAUCUGGUGUUGCUGUGGCUGUGGUGUAGGCUGGCAGCUCUAGCUUCGAUUCAACCCCUAGCCUGGGAACUUCCAUUUGUCUCUUGAGGGUGUGGCCUUAAAAGGACAAAAAAAAGGGGCAGAGAUGUGAGCAAAUGCUCUAAAGCUUAGAAAAUACCCAGCAGAUAGAUACAGAGGAAAUAUUAUUGGGUUCCAGCUACAAAGAAGAGCUAAAUAUUGUAUCAUCAUAGCUUAGAACAUGUGAUUGCUUACUUGAUUUGAACUAAUAAAGCUACUAUGCCAACAAACAAGAAAAUGUGACUUUGGAAUUGUAAGUAGUAAGACAGUAAAUAAAUUGAAUUGCAUU
Messenger RNA from Sus scrofa (pig), 4672 nucleotides. It is a transcript of the gene PACRG, whose product is annotated as parkin coregulated. The record is from RefSeq and is a predicted model, not a curated record. Lineage: Eukaryota; Metazoa; Chordata; Mammalia; Artiodactyla; Suidae. Gene Ontology annotation, cellular component: neuron projection; vesicle; cytosol. Gene Ontology annotation, molecular function: Hsp90 protein binding; Hsp70 protein binding.